Notolabrus celidotus (New Zealand spotty) is the source of this 1348-nucleotide messenger RNA. RefSeq lists its product as uncharacterized. NCBI's taxonomy places the organism in Eukaryota, Metazoa, Chordata, Actinopteri, Labriformes, Labridae. The transcript has 3 exons. The record is from RefSeq and is a predicted model, not a curated record. Bases 366 to 1022 code for a protein of 218 amino acids.
ACAGUCUCUCCUUGCUAAGUGUGUCCUGUACAUUAGUAGGUAGUAUCCUGAGUUUAAAAUAAUCUCAUCCUGCUUUCUAUGCAAAGGGCUGUUUGUGCAGCAUGCAGUUAAUCACUUCAUCUGACAACUAUCUUGUGGAAUUGGUUACAGGCAUCGAAAAUUAGAGAAUAUAGAUAACAAAUCCUUGCACAUUUGUUUGCAUAAGGGCCUUAUGUGUCUCAAAAGGGUUAGGGUAAGAUAAUAUGAAGUAAUAUAAUAGUAACAGAGUAUUAGAUCUGCAUAAAAGCAGUGAAAAUGUCCCCCUAGUGUUGUUUAUAAGGCUAUCAUAUUACACGCAUGACAGCCAUGGCAGCAAACACACUCAUAUGACAGAGCACUCUGGUGGAUCACCACACAUAUACCAGCUCUCGUAUGUAAUGGAUCACAGUUUCAGAGGACCCGCUGUGCUGAAGAGAAACCUGAGAGUGCUGAACCAAAAGGAGGAGAGAGAUCUACAGCAGAGAUUAAACAUGCUGGACAAACAGUACAGGUACACUUUCAAAAUGCUCCAGCAAAGGAGAGACUCGCUGAUGAAUGAACACAGAAGAGCGGUGAUGGUGAAAGUGUGCGAGCCUAAAGCUACAGUCAACAUCGCAAUGAAAGACAUUUGGGAAUUAAAAAACACAGAGACGUUCUUCAGAGGUCCUCAAACGUCUGAAGACAGAAGAACGUAUUCAGAUAAAGAGGAGCAUCAGGUGGAGAUGAGUUGCUCCAUAUCAGCACCUCUACCAUCUAUCAAAGCCGCCAGUUCAGUGAGACACAGAGGAAACAUCCAGAGCAGCAUGUCGUUCAGGCAGAUGAAGAACAUCGCAGCUAUCGACUCGAUAUCAGAAAAAGAGCUGGCAAGGCGACGGCAGGAAGCCCGAGAGGAAAUGGAGAAACUGAGACGGUUUGAAAUGGAGACUUUACACCAGAGGGUGUCAGCAUUUAUUGACAAGAUUAAGGACAAAAGCAACAUGCAAGUACAAGUGGAACCUCCAUAGAGGAACCUUCUUCUAACUGUUUAAUACUUCCAAAUCUGCAACUUCAAGGAAGAGCAGUGUCUUACUAUAAACUACAAUAAUGUACAUAAUUAACAAUUAUGUUGAGAUAAUAUUACACAAUAAUAUCCAUAUUCCUCAUGGUCGUCAAAGCUGUGUGCACAGGAGUCUCCAUGAGCAGGCUGCAGUUGUUCUUCCAUUCUGGAGAAUCAGGGAGCUCCUUGUCCACUAAAAAAUGAAUAAAGGAAUACAAUGGAAAUAUAUAGAGUUUGAUAUUUCUCUUAGAGAGGCGUACAGGUGUUGAUGUUGAUGCUGUACUUAAAGGACUA